Messenger RNA from Peronospora farinosa, 663 nucleotides. NCBI's taxonomy places the organism in Eukaryota, Oomycota, Peronosporomycetes, Peronosporales, Peronosporaceae. The record is from the annotation of a GenBank genome assembly.
AUGGAAUUCUCUGAAGAUAUCGACGAGAACGAAUUAAUCGAUGCUUUCGACGCCCAAGAGGCUGAAGCCCGUGCCUCUACCGAGUCGACCAACCCUUCAACGCUCCACAGGGACGCGUCCUUUCGACAACCGACACGUUUAAACGUUCAGGAAUCUCAGGGGAAGACGAGAAUUCCAACGCUAUACCCGACAUUUGACAGUUCUGGUCCGAAAAUUCCUGUCGUAGGCACAAUGACACCAAAGCAGCAGCAUCAGAUGAGUCUAACAAAUGCACAGACAAUCGAUCCUGCUCCAACUCACCGAAAGGAAGAAUCGAUGACGGACGUAGAGCUACAGAGAAAACGACAAGAGGUUGAACGCGAGAUGAGCGUGUACCAAGAACGGUUUGAUUACAUAGCACACGCCCUGGCGGGUGAAACCCCACAUCAAAUCCAAAAGCGUAAACAGCGCAAGGAGGAACGAAUAGAGCGACAGGAAAAGCGGCAUGAAGUUGUAGAGAUGCGUCUACAACAUCGGCUUGAACGUUUGGAGGAACGAGAAAAACGCCGAACUCGAUUUCAAGCGAGACAUGAUCAAGCUCGUAGAAGUCCGUCGCCAAGUAGGGACUGUGAAAGUCAACGUAAUCUACUGGAGAAUGUGGGGCUUCACAGCAAGAACGGUUAG